Molecule: messenger RNA, 15688 nt
Organism: Cinara cedri
Lineage: Eukaryota; Metazoa; Arthropoda; Insecta; Hemiptera; Aphididae
Source: the annotation of a GenBank genome assembly
AUGGUGGUCAAGGGUGCACAGAUGAACGGCGGCGCUGUACCGAGCUCGGCGGUGACAGCGGCGGAAGACGCGCUGUCCGAGGCGUACGCCAAGAUGACGGCUGACAUCUUGGCCGAACGGUCGCUCGGCGACUUCCUGUCGGAACACCCCGGCGAGUUGGUGCGCACCGGCAGCCCGUUCCUAGUGUGCACCAUACUGCCCACCCAUUGGCGGUCUAACAAGACGCUGCCGGUGGCCUUCAAGGUGGUCGCCCUGGGCGAGGUACCGGACGGCACGGCCGUCACUAUACGGGCCGGUAACGAUGAGAACUUUUGCGCUGAACUCCGCAACUGCACCGCCCUGAUGAAGAACCAGGUGGCGAAAUUUAACGAUUUGCGUUUCGUGGGCAGGAGCGGCAGAGGUCAGUACCCAUAACCGUUAUAUCGUCCUUAUCAUGUUACAGUGACUAAACUAAUUGAUAUUUCGAUUUUAACCAGGAAUUAUGUGCCAAGUAUUUCCUAAAAUCAUCACUUGGACAUUUUUUUUCAUGCAAAUAUAGGGAUCAAAUAUUAAGGCAUUUAAACAUGUAUUUCUUAUACCGGGACAUUUUUUACACUUUGAAAUUUGUAUACGUUGUACAGUAUACGCCACAGUUGUUUACUAAUACCUCGGUAUAGUCUACACCUGGUCGCCAACCAGACUAUAUUAUAUUUUAUAAAUUAAAAGUUUUAAUUUUUACAAAACAUAAAAUUUACGUGCCUCGCGAUUUUGAGGUUUUGAAAUGUUAUUACGAACGUGUAUUGUGCGUAUCCAAAAACGUUUUUUAGUUCCAGAAAUCCGUCUCUCGUUCACGAAAAGCGAUAGCUCUGUAGUUUAAUAAACGUCUACAAUAAUUAAGCGGAUUAUCUAUAUUGUUACACUUAUAGGAGAAAUAAGAAUGUCAUGUUUUUGUAGAUUUUAAACAUUUUUUAUUAUAUACAUUAUAAUUGGUAUACACGCAAAAUGCAUUAUGCAUAUUUAAUACGGUGUACAUUAUAGUAUGUCACAGUGGUUAUGUUUUAAGUUUAAACUUGAUCGAAAUCUCAAAAUAGACAAUUUUCGUUUAUUGGGUGAAUGGUUUACAUGCAUUAAUCUGUAGUAUUCAAAUAAUUUCACCUGUGUUUUUCACUAAUUCCCGUGAGUAUUGCUGUAUUUUUCAAAACAAUUCAAUAUUCAAUAUUCAAUAUUCAAUCGGAUUAUGAAUUGUUCAUAAUCCGAUCACUCGAGUAAGAAAUUUAACUUUUUCGUUUUAAUAUUUGCGUAAUAUCAUUAAAAAUUGCAUUUUUUCGUUGUUUUAACAUCAAACUAUAACCAGAGGUAUAAUUUAUGCAAUAUUUAUUUGUAAUUGUGCCGAAAAUAUGGCCUUUGUCGUUCGCCGUCACACCAAAGGUUACAAUGUUUUAUAAUGUCACAUUACGCUUUAAAGUAUCAUCAAAACGCAAUAAUAUUAUCGUCAUUAUUGCAUACGAAAUACAUAAUUGUUUCCUAUUAGUUGUAUUAAAAACAGAGAUACGGAAAACUUAACGGCGACUUAAAAAAUAAAACUAGUAAUUUCAUGAAAAAGACGUAUUAUAUUUUAUAUUUACAUCGAUUUAUUAUUAUGAUAAAAUUACCCAUAUUUAAUAUGUUAACGAGCAAUAUAAUUUUUUUAUAUUUUUUUUUAUAAAAAAUCAGCCGUGAAAAGUAAUAAUAAAAUUAUACACACUUGAAAAAUUGUAUUAUAUAAGUGAUUUAAAUACGAAAAUACUUACAGUCAUAUUUGAUUAUCCAGAGAAACUGAUGACUUUUAAACAAAAAACAAAGAGAAUAUUUUUAAUAGUAAUUUUUUCUUUAGAGGAAAACAUUUUAAAAAGGGGAAGUAAUUCGCUACUUAUAAGUUGGUAUUUAAGUGGUUUUUAACCGACCCCAACGUAGGGGGAGAAAAGUUGGUUUUUUGGUUUAAUAUUAUUUUAAUAUUAAAUAAGUAUAACAACGAUAAUAAUCAUUGUAUUCGGAAACUAAUUUUGAGUGGAGUUAAACAUUGUCAUAGUAUAAGUGUGACGUAUUUCUGUUUUUGUUUAUUUGUCUUUUAAUUUGAAAUUAAAAAUUGAUCAUAUAUUUAAAAAUAGUUUGACUUCUACGAUUUCCUAUAUACUUUCGUAUACGCUUACGAAACUAUAGUUGUAAAUAAAUUUGAUCAGAAAUAUUUAUAUUAUAAUAUAGGUAUAUUUACUGUAUCGUGCAAUUUUAAUUAUUGAACAAAACUCAGGGGGGAGGGCAUUGAGGAUUAGUCCUCAAGAUAAUUAUCUCCCCUGAAAUAACACUACCUAUAAUAUAUGAGUAUUUAUUUAGGCAUUUUAUCCUAAAAUUACAUAAUUCAGUCGUUACAAUAAAAAAAAAAGUAUCAUCGAUAAUGGACGACAGAAGAACGGACGAAUUAUUAAAUAUUACAGUAGGUGAUAAACACACAAUUGGUUUGCAUUGAAUGAAUUAGGUGUACACUGUAAACCUAAUAUUAAAACUAACAACGUAAAAUUGACCCGUUAAAUGCAAAUGUAUUCCGUGGGUUCGGAAUACGAAGACGAGGCAAACAGUAUGAGCGAGUACAAUUCAUGUUAUUGUAUUCGUUUAAUAUUUAUAAAAAUAAAAAACUUACCACUGUGGCAACUUCCUAAAACUUCCAAUGAAUAACGAAGAAUUAGCAUUUAUAUAUUAUUAUAGGUUAUAAUGAAUAAAUGAACAAUUAUUGAAAAAUUAAUGAUUUUCGAAAAUCAUUUAAACUUGGAAAUUAAAUUAGUGAUUACAAUUUUAUAAACUUGUACAAUGAAAAAAAUCCAUAAUAAACCGAUCGGAUUAAACAAGUUUUUCAUGUUAGGUACCCGUGACGACACAAUUAUAACAAAAAUUAAAUACAAAAUCGAAAACAAGGAAAUCAUCGCCUUUCUUAUUUUGCCUACUUGUGUCUGGGUUAUUAAAUAUAACAACUAGUAUUUGUUUAGUAUUUUCAACUUAAAUUAUGUAUUUCAGCCAAAUUACAAGGAAAAAGCUUAGAUAAAAAUAGGCUCUUUUGGAUCCGACUUUAAAAUUUAAUUUGUUGAGUUAGGUACAACAAAAUAAGAUUCUAUACGAUUUGUUCACGAAUCAUGAUUUUUAUUUAACUCCUACCAUCGAAAAUUACCAGACACGUUACCUGGACGAGCAAAAUCAAAUUCCGUUCGGUGUUGUAGAUUAGGUUUUUCGCAGAAUCGGUUGAAAAUUCCUUUGUCCAUAUAUAAACAACAUCCCGCAUUAUGGCCAGCUAAAAACGGAUAAACGACAAUAAAAAUGAAAAAAAAAAAACUAUAUUGUUUUCGCGAUAAACGCUAUUGCAGUUUAUUGUGAUUUUAUUACACCUGAACAAUAAUAUAAUUACUAUUGCACCGUGCAAACGGUUUAUAUUAUAAUGAUAUGCGUGGAAAACAGUGUCAUCGGUCGUUUUUUAUGAGUCUGAAUAGUGCAAAAAAAUACAAAAAACCCCGUGAUAUAUGCGUGUAACAAAAAGGACCGCAAUUAUAUUAUUACAGCGGGCAUUUAUCGUUAAACACGUUUUGACGAGUGUCGCCUGUCGGUCGGUGUGACGGGGACGUCGACACGAUUUUCCGCUCAAUUAAUAUAAUGUACGCUCCCGGGUCAGUUGUGUUGUCUCGUAUAUAAACGUCGCGUUUUUCCUGCGUAAUUUAUCAUUCCCCUCGUUUUUCGUUUUUUAAAAUUUAUUUAUGAUUUUUUUUUUUCAUUUGACAAAUUAACUUGAUCACCCCCUCGGGCGAACGCAGUAUAUUAUGUGAAUCGCGUUCCACGAAAUACCCGUGUAAACCACAUACUUUUUGCACUUGUCUACUAACCUAACUACUGCCUAAUAUUUAUUUGAGGGGAAAGAGUACGUUUUUACGGAAAUAUAUAACGUUUAGUAAUAAUAAGUUAAAGUCUUAUACAGCCCAAUUUUAAUUUUUAAAAAACACAUUUGAAUUGUUUGGUAUCUCGUCUAUAUUUUCGGUUAGUUUAAUCUAGUUGUAAUAGCGAAAUAUGAUGAGUUUACUUUUUUUUAUUAAUAUAACUCGUACUUAAAAAUGUGUCAUAAAAAAAAAAAAAACAAACAUUUAACAUAUAUUUCCUACAGGAAAUAGAAAAGAAAUGUACAAAGUCAAAUCAUGUUUCAAAACAGAAAUUGGAUUACUGAAAGUUUAUUUUAUUCCAGGUUAUUGAUCUAAAUAUAUAAAAAAACUUUUCGCUUUCAACCGUUUUAGAUUAAAUCAUUGUAAUUCUUAUUGGAUUAUCUUACAUAACCUAACGACGAGUCUUCAUGCACAAAAUUUCUCAUGCACCGCCGCCACUGGACUCUAAUGCAUAAAGAAUUUAUAGUAAAAUAGCAUUGUUUGGAGGAGAUGGAUUUUAUUAUCAGUAUUCUGCAUGUUGUUUUUAGCAUUGUGGUAGCGGUAUCAAUAAUGAAGCUGUUAAAAAAUAAAUGCUCUCCAGAUGAGAAACUUUUAAAAAGAGGUAUUUCGUUUAUAAAAGACUGUCAUACAUUUAUUUUAUUUCCAAAUUUAUUGUUUUAUUUAUUUAUUUAAAUAAACGCCAAAGUUGUCUUGCGUACAGAAUAAUAUACAUUUUCAUACAUUACUGGCACAUUACCAUUCUUAAAAACUAACAGACUCCGAAAAAUAAUCACGCAACAUGAUAACAUAGUGAUGUGUGUCAACAGUCACUGUUCGUCCGUUUUGCAUUUUUAAAUGUAAUGCAGGUUUAAAAUACGUCAAACCAAACAGUUACUUUCUCACAGUGCAGAGGUUUCUGGUGCAGUUGUAGAUUUGCGGAUACCCAUAGUACUGAAAAUUCUGUUUGUUUAUCAUCCCCGAUAAAUAAAUGUGGGCCUCGUCACUCGUGAUAAAAACGACAUCGUCCGCCUGCAAUACCAACACCGCUUUUACGGUAUUGUAUGUAUACCGUAUUGCAGUUCAUUGUAAAUAAAUAUACAAAACGCUACUGACCAAUGCUUCAUUUCUAUUGAAAAGGCAUGUGUCGACGAAUAUUUAUCAUUCAUUCCGAAAACAGUGUGUCCAUUCAAGCGCGCGUAACAGUCUUUUCAAAAACAUCAUAGCUCGUUACCGGACAUUGUAUAUGCUUUAUAGUAUAAUGGCAAAUGUUAAUUCAAAUCCGUCACACCAUCUUUAACUGUCUAUUAAAUACUGUGAGUAUUAAUAAAAUCUUCAUAGGUCAUGUAAUCGGAGAUUUUUGAACAACACUUGCACCGAUGCUAUCACAGAUGAAUAAUUUAGGAAUAGAUCAUACGAAUUAAGUGUCAAUAAUAAAGUUUCGAAUUAAUACUAAUGUUGAGACGGCCAUAAAUGAUGACGUCAAAGAAUAUUAGUAUGUUGCGUUUAAGAAAUAAAUGAUUGAAAACACAAGUUUGAAGUGUACUGCUCCAUCGUUAUACAUAUAUUAAAGUGAAACGUGGACAAUAGCAAUGCAUAGCAAAAGAGAUUAGAAGCGUUAUAAAUGUGGUGUUGCGGGAGUAUGUAAAAAGUACGCUGAACCGAAAGAAUAUACAUAAAGCAAAUAAUGAAAGAUCAAGGAUGCAAUUUGUCGUUUACAAUCGAAUAGUAAAUUGGUCAACAGAAACGAAUAGAAAAAAAGCUGCAAGCCAAUCUGAGAAUUCAAAAUAAAAAAAAGAAAAAGAACAUUAUGAUCAUUAAUUUGUAUUGUAUUAUGAUAUUAUAAUGGCUAUUCCACCAUUCCAGUGUUAAACCUGCUGUUAUAAUGAAAUCCCCUUCAAAUGCUAUUAACGAGCGCGACACAAAAUCUGUAUCUAUGUAUACGCGCUACACACAGCGGAGGUAGUAAAUGCGUAUAUUUAAUUAUAUUAAUAAUCGUUAUAUCUAUGUUGGUGUACUUUUGAAAACGGCGUCAAAAUGACUAUACACAUAUAUCACUGGAAUGCUGGGGAAAAAAAAACCCAGUACAGAUAAAUUCGUCAAAAAAUAACUGUUCGAAAACGCAAAUAAUGUUUGGUAUGUUUGGAUCUUUUCCUGCAUUGUUGCUUUUUCCUGCCGUUUGUUUAUUAAAUAUUUAAUAAUAUUAACGCACGUUUUAAACGAUUUAUAUUUUUUAAUGUAUGCGAGUAUGACUGAAAAUAAAUCGUAUUUUUAGUAUUAUUUUUUAUUCUAUCAACAAUGAGAUUACAUACAAUAGACAUCAAGUGAAUUUUUGUUUUAUUCGUUUUCAGGCAAGAGUUUUACACUGACUAUAACCGUGAGCUGUUCACCCCCACAAGUAACCACUUACAAUAAAGCCAUCAAAGUGACCGUAGACGGACCCAGAGAACCUCGUUCAAAAACGCGUGAGUACUGUCAAAUUUCAAUUGUGUGCCACUGUUUUAGAGAGAAAGUUGAAAGGAUAACAAAAAGUAAUUUAAUUUAUAUCUGUUAACAACAAUAAACCGUUGCCAACGAAAAACGAUUCUGAAGAGUUAAAAUAAUAAUCACUUUAAUGCACCAACUAGAUAAAAAAUUAUACAAAAAAGUUCCUAUAAAGUUUUCGACUAAAGGAAGAGUUUUAGUAGAAAAGAUUUUAUAGACGAGCAAAAAAAAAAAAAACCAAAAAUACAUAAAACUAAUAUAUUCCAUUCGCUUUGCUCAGAAUUAAAAAUAAAAUUUUAAUCAAAAUUAAAAUCGAAAAACAUUUAAUGAACAUUAUGGGUAUUUUGUUUUGAAUUUUCUCUGAAGUUAUUAUAGCGUACAUAUUAUUUUGCAAUUAAAUAGUAAAUAUUUCAGUUUGCGCUAUAUAUAAUAAUAUUGCGUUGUCGGCGCUAUCGCUAUAGUUGCAUAUGGGUAGUCCGAGACUACCUUAUAAAACCGUAAUACAAACACAUUUUUUUUUUUUUUUAUUUUCCCAAAUGUUUGAUUCCACAUAAUAAUACAUUUUAUUAUUAUUAUUGUUAUAUGGCGUCAACUCGUUUAAUAAUUUAUGACCGUCGUCUUCUCGGCACGUCUUUGUGGACACGAAAACAAAUGCGACCGGAAUGUGCGUUUAAAACCGUUUUUGAGGUUAAACUUGUGUUUUUUACGAGGGUUCCCGUCGUUUUUACGACCGAUCCCUUUUGGCCGGCCUGCGUCCCGCCAAAAAGAUGAAAGGCAUUUUCGACAGAAUUGUUUAUGCGCGCGGCGGUCUCUUUAAACGAUACGACACUGCUGCAGCGCCGCCGACCGGUGUUCAAAAAGAACGAACUGACAAUAUAAAAUCCGGUUUUCGUAUAUCAGACGAUAAUAAUAUAAUAUUAUAGAUGUAUAAAGUGUCGGCGAGUGCGGCAUCCUUUCUGUUGCCAUCGGGUAAACACUUUGUGUACACUACUUAAUAUACCUAUGUAUAUACACUAUUUAAAAGCUGGGCGUCCGGCCAGCCACGAGAGGAUAUACGUUACAGUAGACAAUAUAUAUAUAUAUAAGUAUAAUACCCAAACGAUCCGAACAAAUCUCGGGAUAGUCCCUGUGAACUUUGGACGCGUUCGCCGCUGUAGCGUUUAAUGACUUUGAAAACCGAUCGCCUUGACGAUUCGCCAUCAUUUAUUAUCCGGGCGCGAAGGGAGGAAGAAAUAUAAUCGAUGUAAGGGGCGGGUAAUGUCACGUAUAGCCGGACUGCGGCGUGGAGAGGGAUAGCGUGUGCGUAUGUAUGUGUGUAAUAAUAUAUAGAGGACAGUGACGUUGUACAUCGGCUAUAGUGUGGGAUAACCGCACACGUGCCCGUGCAGCUGUCGGAACCCAUUAAUUGCCGUUUCCACUUCAGACGUUCCUCACCGCGUGAGUAUAUUAUAGUAAUAAAGGCCGGCCGUGCAAAACCCGUAUCGACUUUAGAAGUCGAGUCGAAAAAUUCGGAAAACAAAAGUUUUGCGAAACAUCAGCGUUUUUAUAAAUGAUAAUAUACAGGGUGUAACAGGACUAUUUGACAUUUUUACAUUAUAGUUACAUGUAAAUAUGUCAAAUCCAGUCCGAUUGCACUCUGUAUACUCUACGCACUUUGCCGUGACGUUCGAUUUUAAAACCCAGUGAUAUCUUUAUACCAUCGUAAUACACGAGGUGAUUUUUUUUUUCUCAUCACGAUCCAGUGAUUUUCUCGCCGAUAAUUUCAAGUGUAUUCGAUUUCUGUUUUUCAUUUAGAUUGUCAUACGGAACACCGAUUAAAUGAAUAAUGAAUUUCGAUUUCCAAACGGUAAGGAGCAGGGAAAGGUAAUUUUAGUAUUUAAUUGCCAUAAGAAAUGGGAUUGAUUCGCAUAAAACGAUCAACAUAUUAUUAAGAUAAUAUAAAAUGAAGAUAUAAUAUAUUUAACCAUUGUCAAUUCGGUACACGAACUACAACUGUAUGUUAUAUUAGAGUCUAAGAAAAAAAAAAAAACAAAAAUAAUACAAAAAACACAUUUGCUUUCAAUUAAUACUUUUAAAAGUGUUAAUAGAUAUCUAUAUAAUAAUAGAUUAAAAUCUAUUUAAUAAUAUAGACAACUAAAAUUAUCAAUAUUAUGUACCUACCUCUUAGUAUUUUCCGACUUAUAUAUUACUAUUAUUACUUAUCUAAAAGGUGCUAUACAUUAUAAUCACUGAAUGGAACCAUAAUCAAUUUUACUUAAACUAUCACUGUUUGGAUAAUCUCUGGGUCAUGCAAAUUAUAAUGUAACCCUGUAUAUUUUAGUUCGAAAUUAACAUUACUCUGCAGCACUCAAAUAUAUAUUGUACAAUAUACAUAUAUUUUUUAUGCUCUAUUAUUAUGCUUUUAGUGCCUACUUAAAAAAUACGGAAUAAUAUUGCGGUUAAAGAGAUGAGUAUUGAUAAGGGUAUCAUAUUGCGGCAUUUAGUCGUAAACCGCAGUCAUUGACUCGUCCAUUGAUCUAAAUCCUCGCUGGUGGUUGACCGUCACGUUUGUAUUAUCUAUCGUAGUCACGUCUUCUUGGGUAUUAUUACAGACGAUUUUCCUAUUUCUAUACUAUUGCACGGAUAAUCAUGUUUACUGUAUAGUGUACGCAUAUUAUAUAUUAUAUUAUAAAACGCACUGUGGAAUAUUUCAAAUGAAUUACUCGGUUUUACUACGUAAGGAUUAAAAUAUUAGUUUUGAAAAAAAAAAAAACCUAUUCAGACGAUAUUGUAUAUUACUAUAUAGCAAUAUAUAGUACGUCUUUUCAUUAUAAAAUCUACAACUAUAAACUUAAUUCAAUUUUUAUUAAUCGUAAUCACUAAUUAGUAAAACAGUUUUAUAAAUCUUACAACAUAAUUCGAUAUCAACUUUUUCGUCAUCUAUUUUGAUUUUAAAUAUCAUCAUUACGCAUUUUUCGGCCCCGGUUUAGAUCAAUAAUACCAGUAUCAGUAUUUUUCAGUUUAAUACCGUCAUUCAAUGUCGGUUUUAUGCUCUCAAAAUUAUAAUAUUAUACAUUUUUCGUAAUUUAUUCACUAAUAUAAUUUAUUUGUAUCUUAAAAUAAUGGCAACAUAAUUAUUGCGAUGCUCCGAUCAUAAUUUCAAAAAAAAGGUUUUAGCAGAAAAUAUUGCCUAGUUGGGGUACGUAUGUACAGUAUGAGUUCAUUUUUUGAAAUUUCUUGUAAUUUUUUUUCAUAACGAGAAAACACCGGGAAAAAACGAGAACAUUUAAAACAAUAAAGAUUAUUGUUAUUUUGUUGUUAUUUGUAGUUAUAUACGUAUGCAUUUCAAUAGCAAUAAUUAAAUUUGUCGGUUUCUUGUUACAUUGAAAUUCGUUCCCUAAUCAUAAUAUAAAAUUAUCGUUUAUAUUACUUGUGCGCUCCUUUGUGAGUAUUUUAUUUUUCCGACAAUUAUCGCGUUUGAAACAAUUUAUGAAUAACAACGCGAGUAUAGUAGUAGUGAUUAUAAUCUUUGUUCUUUGUCCUUAAAGUAAUGUGAUUUCGUGUACACGCGAGUGAGUCGGAGUCAAGCGAAAUAAUAAUAAUUGUUUGUUCGGAAACAUUACGCGUAAAAUAAUAUACAAAAUUAAUAUAUCUCCAGUAGAACGUCGGAUCCUAAUAAAACGUCUAUUGAUAAAAAUACAAAAAAAGGCUGAUACGAUUGAUGGGUGUUCCGCUGUUUUAUGAGGGAAAUCGGAAUAGAGAAUACAUAGAGUAUAUUAAUUUAUAUUUGUAGACAACGAUAAACCAUUACCAAUUGAAAACAAUGCUGUGCAGUGUGUUAUAAUCGUAUUUUAUCCAAAUUUCCGAGAUAAACUUGAAAUCAAACAAAAUCAUACUAAAAAUUCCUGUUUUUUCCAUUUAUUAAGUUAUUUUAAGGAAAUUAAAAAAUGACCUCUCCAAGUUACAAACUAGUUCAAAAAUUGUACACGAAUGUAAUUUCUGUUUCAAAAAAAGAUGAUACUAUUUAUGGGUACGUCACUGUUGUAGUUGGUAAAUCAAGAAGGUAUGUAACAGAAAUUUAUUUUAUUUGUACCUGUACUCAACGAUAAUCGUUACUAACGAAUAAUGAUUCUGAGCGGAAGUGGAAUUCGGUUAAACAUGUUUUUACGCUUUUCGUCAAAAUUUAAAAUUUAAAAUUUAUAAAAAAAAACAUUAAACUCAAUUUUUUAUGUUGGCUACUAAAUACAAUUUAUAAUAAACAUCCUGUUAAAUUUUUAAGCAUUUAUGUUUGGUCUAACAAUUUUAUCCACGGAGAAUCUACCGAAAAAUUUUACGUAAACAAUGGCAAAGUUAAAAUGUCUAUAAAUAGCUCAGAAAUGGCUCAAAUGUUUUGAUAAUUUUAUCACGUUUAUAAAAAGUAAAUAUAAGGUUUUUGUUCAAAUUUAAAGUCUCUUUAAAAAUGUUUAACUAAAUUACAACAAAAAAAUAAACUUGAAAAUAAUAAAAGCAUUAUUUCAUAAAUUUCCUUAGAAUCUAAUAAUGAUAUCAAAAGAAGAUGUAGAUUGAUUUUAUUUUUGUAAAUUUCUUACUUUCUGGAUUAUCUUGGCUACAAUUAAUGACUUAAUAAGAAAACCACGAUUAAUACUAUAACUUUACCAGUUUACCGAGUUUCGCUCAAAAUCUUUUUUUCAAUUGCAAUGCAUUAUAGAAACUAAUAAUUAACUAUACCUCAUAACUUUCUUACUUUCACCUACAACAGUGGACUAUCUGUAGUACGAAUAAUUAUGUCCCGUCUUUUUAAAUUUGUAUUACUUUCGGUUAAUAAAUACACAGUAAUUUUACAUUAAUCAUUGAAACAGUACCAUAUGUGUUAUUUAUUUAUUUUUUCGGUUAAUACGGUUUUGUAAUUUUUUUUUCGUAUGUAAAAGUCGUCUGAAAAAUAAUACUUAGAGAUGAGAAUUUAUAAGAUAUAUCCUUUAUAUACUACCUCAGGAAAUGUAAAAGGUGCUGCGUUUGAUAAUCGAAGAUCGGAGCAAGAUUUUUGGUAGACUUUUUGUAGACAGUUAAAAAAAAAAAAAAAGUAACAAACAUUGAUUGGCACAAAAUAUAUACUAGUAAAGUUAUUUAUAGACACCAAAAAAAAAAAAAACUCAAUAUAGUAAAAUAGAAUACAUUACUCUCUCCGCUUCAAAAGUACUUAAUAACUUAUGAUUAUUUUUUUUUUUCUUAGGACAACAACAGCAGUUCCAUGCGUUUGCGUUUGGCCAGAGACCGUUCUUAUCGACGCACUUCGCUAAUCCGCUUGACUCUCUACACAGGACUGCGGAUCCGCUGGCUUUCCGCAUGCCCUCGAUGGCGAAUUGUCAAAGUGAGUUCCUAAUAAAAAAAUAUACGUACAAAUAACAUACGAAUCGUCCCAUCAUAUAAGAAUACGAUUCCGUAUUUUCGGAUUUAUUUCAAACUAGUGAACUAAUAACUAAAACAGGUACCUACCCACUACUACAGUAGGGGUGAAUGAUGCGCGCAUAUAUCCGAGGGUCGGUUCCCAGGGGUAUAAGUUUCUUUGAAACGAUAACGAACGAAUACACGUGUAAAAAAAAAAAUAUAUCAUAUUACCGGGUUGGGGGGAUGUACAAUAUAACCAAUUUGUUUUUUGCCGAGUAUCCUGUUAUAAGUUUAAAUUACAGCAGUGACAUCAAACCCGUGUAAUAACAGUAUAUUGUUAUUAUUAAAUAUAUAAUCUGAUAAGUACUAUGGUCGUUUAUAAAAAUCAUUGCUGCUAUUUUCCGAGGUUUUACGAGUUUUAACGAUAGACAACAGGUUGGUGUAUUACUAUUAAGGUUUUAAACAAACUUUGAUUUGAUUUCGCAAAAACAGUACAGUAUAGUAACUCAAAAAUGCAAUUUUCAGUUACAUACGCCUUUCCUAUGGUGAAAAUGCAGCAUUUACAAUAUUAAAUAAGUUAAAUGGAAAAAUAUGAUUUUGAAGGAGAUAAUACGUAGGUUGCUGGAAAAGCAAUUGAAUAAUUUUUCAAAAUAAUACACUAUCGAACUACAAUGAAUUUAAGUGCAGUUAGUGCGUUAGAUCACUACACUAGUAUAUCAACUCAAAAAAAAAUUAAAUUCGUACAUGAAAUAAUCAUAUAUUUUUUUUUUAAAUUAAUAAUUUAAAUAUAAGAUGUUACGAAUAGAUUUUACCGACAGAGUAUAUCGAAAUUUGAAAGAUGACAUAAAAUUUACUUUUGUAUGCGAAAAUUCGCAAAAUCUUUAAACUCGUUCUUCUCGAAACACGAUUGGCUAUAAUGUACUGCACUGUAGCGUUCUGAUUAUGCAAUUUGAAAUCCAAAUACGUGCAUAUUCGACUACGAGUACACGUACAUCAUUUGUUUGCAUGUUAUAUAUUAUAAUGCGUAUAUAUAUUUUUUUUUUUUGCGGUCUUUUCAAACAUCGGUCAUAAUAACAACCCGUGUAACUACCUGUAUAACAAUGUUAUCGUUAUAAUAAUAAUAUGAUUUAUGAUAAAGCGUAGAGAUCCAUGGAUAACCGACGCGGUAUUUACUCACAAUAAUAUACGGGCAAUAUUAUUUUGUUCGCAAUUUUCUUGUACCAACUCGAACAAUGCCCCGGACAAUCGAUAUUUUAUGUACGAACAACGUGUUUCGGUCAUUUAACCCGAAACGACCUAUCACAAUAAAAUAUACUACCCAUAAUAAUAAUAAUGGUAAUACGACAUUACGUACGUAUGUACCUACCUAAUGAUAUUUUUACUGUUGUCGAGCUUGCGUAUACAAAACUGCCCACCAACCGGGUCGACGUGCCAUCGCUGCAGGGCGUAUAUAACCUCGUGUUAUUAUUUCUUCGUCGACAUCGCGGUCGGGUAUAAUAAACACCCGAGACAAUCCAUUCGCGUAACGAUCGUAAUACGCGUGCGGAUUCCGACAUCCUGUAGCAAAUGGAUUCAAUAUUUUAUAUUAAGUACAACGCGCACGAAAUAUUAUCAGCGGUAACGGCCUGCUGAUACUCUAACGAUAUUAUUAUCUCGGCCAUCGAUCCACUCGUCGUCACCACGCGUGCAAUGCCCAUUAAUCUCCACGUAUAAACCUGGGUGGGUACUCUGGCGCGUCCGGUUUCGCAGAUAAUUUAUAUAAUGUACGGCCGGGUGAAUUUUUCAAAAACGCGCGGUUUCCUGACCAAUGACGCGCGUGUGGUCUGUGGUAUAAUACCUUGCAUUAUGGGUGCCUAAAGGCUAAAAUAUGUACUUUUUCGUACCGCAACAGAAUCAUAUCAGUUUUUGAUGAGGGGGGUGGGAGGAAUAUCAACGAAAAUAUAACCACUCGCAAACUAAUCUCAAUUUACAUUUUCCUCUAUGUAUUAUCAUUUAAAAAAUGGAAAAAUAGCACAUUUUUUUUUUUUUUUCAUAGACUGGAUUCUAAAUUAGCAUAGUACCUAAGUACCUUAAAUACGUUAUUUUAGAUUUUCUCCGGGGGACUGAAUUAGUAUAUUUGUUUUUUUUUUUUUUUAUAUAAAUUAACUUAAAACAAUUUUAAAUAUACAUAACAAAUACAAUCUUCUCAUCAUGAAUUUAAUAAAUGUCAAUUACACUUGUGAUCAGUUUUGAUUCUCUAUCUCAUAAUGCAUUACCUGAUACUUAAGGUUUUCAUGAGUUAGUCACUUCAUACUUGUGUAGAUACCUAAUGUUCAUAAAAAAAAAAAUUGUAGUGUGAGUUAAUCAAGUCAACUAAAAUUAGAAAGUAUUUUUACUUUUUAGGAUUGACAUGUCUAAAAAACUAAUAAAUUAAAUUAAAUGUAUUUCGUACCCUAAUAAAUAAUAAUGAAAAACCAUAUUAUUUGAAAAAAAAAUAAUGAUUACAUGCUGGGCGUCUUUCAUUCUUAUUCAUUUUUUCAUUUAAUCAUUCUUCGUUCGUCGCUAGUUUUAACAAUUUUUUUAUUUUAAGUACCCCGAGGGUGUGAAAAAUACGUGUUUUUUAAUGUUUGAGAAGAUUUUUAUUAAUCAAAAAGUGCUGGUUGUCAGGUAAAAAAAAAAAAAAGGCAUACACUUUUAAAUCCAAUAAAGUUACAUCUAUACGUUAUAUAAUCCAAAAACGUUAUUAAUAUUAAAAAUCAAUAUUUCCGCGUUUAUCCGCAGACAUGGGUCAGUUCGCGCCACAUCACUCGUGGGGAUAUUCUCACUCGACGGCAUAUUCUACGUGGCCGGGUGGGGGCGGAUGCACCAACUUCACGCCGCCCGCGCUCACCACGGGGUUCACCGGUACCGCGACCGCUGCAACUUCGGAACUGCACUCCUCCCUGACGACUAGCCACCAUCACGACUUGUUCCCGACUUGUGCGGUCAACGCACAAACGACGGCUGCCGGUAAGAGUUUCGGUUACCAUUUACCACCGAGUAAUUUCAAUCGUACACUCUCGCCUCGAUACGAAAGUGUCGUAAGUAAAAUGUCGCGUGUCGAUAACUUUAGGUUAUACGUAUAUAAUAUUCCAGUCACAUAAAACGUAAAAUCGCAUCGCACCCGAGUAUUAAGAAUGAAAUAGUUUUUAUUAGGAUAUGUCUAUGGUCAAAAUUGUCAACGAUUGUCUACAUCGUAAUUAUUAAUUGUAGUGAUGCCGUCGUUUUCGGAUGCGAGCGGCACGACUCCCAACAGUGCCGGCGAUCUAGAACAACAGCUGUUGUCGUCUUCGAACUGUCACCCUCAACUUGAUCGCACGAUCGGGUUCUCCACUUCCCCCCGGGGUUAUCAACAGCAGCCCGCGGGAAACGGCCAGGUGAUGAACCCGGCGCCACCGGACUUGCAUCCGUCUACGUCUUCGGGUCCCAGGUCCACCGAUUCGUCGGCACCGGACUCGCCCACCGGUCCUGGCGGGUCCGCGGACGACAUGAUGGCGAUCGGUCACGGAUCGCACGGCGGUUACCACGAUCAGGCGGGCGGCGGUUACCACGGCGGCGGUCAUCAUCCGACCAUGAUACCGGCGUCCCUGCAGCUGUACUCGCAGCUGUACCACGCUUCGGCAGCCGGGAACAUGACCAGGCACCAUCAUCACAACCAUCAUCACUAUCACCAGUCCGGUCUCGGCGACGACCACAACAUGGUGAGCGCGGCCCAGAGACCCGCCCAACAAGCUGUGGCCGCGGCCGACCAUUCGGCCGUCUGGAGACCUUAUUGAUGGGCGGAUACUAUAUUUUAUAUAGGAUACCGCGUUUGACUUAUUAUUAUUGUAAUAAUAUUUUAUCGUGCCAUUAAAACUUUGUUAGAUUAUUAUUAUUAUUAUUAUUACUAUUAUUAUUAUUAUUACGAUGAUUCGAAC